ACCAGGCGAUGUAUUUCCUGGUUGAAUAAAGUCAAGAAUCACACUCUGCUCAGAUCGUUGUUUUUCUCACAUUUUAGCUAAACGGUAAUUUUGUUCCAAGCAACAUGUUUAAAGGUUUAGGGACGUGGUUGGGUCUGGAGAACCAGCCGCACACGAAUACGUCGGAGGACAAAGAAGAGCUGAGUGUGGAGCAGGAAGAGAAGGUGGUGGAGGCACAAAACGAGGUAAACAAACAGCAGCCAGCUGAGCAGGAUGAAGGACCAGAGAUCCAAGAAAACUUCGAGCCCGGAAAAGGACUCGGUGACUACAUCUUUAGUUUUGCAUCCAGUGCCACCAAGAAGAUAUCUGAGUCCAUGGUGGAGACAGCUCAGACCAUCAAGAAGUCUGUGGAAGAGGGGAAGAUCGACGGCAUCAUAGACAAGACUUUCCUUGGAGACUUCCAAAAGGAGCAGGAGAAGUUCGUCCAGGAGAAGAAGGCAAAAAAAUCAGACGCAGCAGUGCCUCCCUGGGUCGGCUACAAUGAGGAGGAGACAAUCCAGCAACAGAUCCUCGCUCUGUCAGCAGACAAGAGGAAUUUCUUGCGAGACCCUCCUGCUGGUGUUCAGUUUAACUUCGACAUGGAGCAGAUGUAUCCUCUGGCUGCAGUGAUGCUGGAGGAGGACCAGCUCCUCAACCGCAUGCGCUUUGACCUGGUUCCUAAACAUGUAAAGGAGGAGGUUUUCUGGAGGAAUUAUUUCUACCGGGUGUCUCUGAUCAAGCAGUCAGCUCAGCUAACAGCGUUGGCAGCCCAUCAGCAGCAGAAGGACGGAGAGGACAGAGGGGCCAGUGUUUCACCUGAGGACGUCGUCUUAACCGACAAUGUCAGACCAAAAACUCCUCCAGUUUCCAUCAGCGACAUACAGAAGCCACCACAUGAAGAGGAGGAGGAGAUGUCGACAAGUCCCGGAGUGUCUGAGUUUGUGAGCGACGCUUUUGACUCGACGGCCAUUAACCAGGAGGACCUGAGGAAAGAGAUGGAGCAGCUGGUCCUGGAUAAGAAGGAGAGCACCCCCUCUCCUGAUGAUGAGUCCGCAGACUGGGAGAAGGAGCUGCAGCAGGAGCUUCAGGAGUACGAGGUGGUGUCUGAGUCUGACAACAAAGACGACCAAUGGGAUCAAGAGAUCGAGAAAAUGCUCCAGGCUGACGAAAGCUAGAGGACCACCGCGUUUUUGUCUCCUGUUCAGUGAUCUGGCCCAGAAUGGAGGAGCAGUGACCGUUGAUGCACAAGGAGAUAAACUUCCACAUUCUCUGCUCCACCUAACUGUGAUUACUAUCUUUUAAACAUUCCCCUUUUAUGUAAUGAAGGUGUAGAUCCAGUUAUAGCAAGAGUGUGUCACCUCUGCUGUAAACAGUGGGUAUGUUAAGGCGUAUCGGUAAAGUGCUACUUCAUCGUUCCUUCCUAAAUGACUUUUCAUCUACUUGUUCUCCCCGCUCUGUCAUUGACGGGGAAAAGCCUUCAGAGGGCGCUCCAGUACAACUACAGUGAAUUUUCUAAUCGAUGGGUCCUGUUUGAAAUGACAUGAUAUUUGAUCUGUGUUUCCACUGCUGCUUUCUGGUGGGUUGUACAAUAAAGUCUUAGUAUAGUUAUAGUUCAGUAAAGUUAAAUGUAAAGUUACAUUUAUGUAAAUAAAGAAGAUUCUAACACUA
Messenger RNA from Plectropomus leopardus (leopard coralgrouper), 1686 nucleotides. Its product is annotated as synapse-associated protein 1-like. NCBI's taxonomy places the organism in Eukaryota, Metazoa, Chordata, Actinopteri, Perciformes, Serranidae. Gene Ontology annotation, cellular component: nucleus; synapse; cytoplasm. Gene Ontology annotation, biological process: TORC2 signaling; regulation of short-term neuronal synaptic plasticity. The record is from RefSeq and is a predicted model, not a curated record.